UCAAGUCAUGAAAUGUGUAACUAUGAAAAGAAUACUUGCCGUUAAUGUGAUUUGUUGCAUUCUUAACUUGCAUCUGAUACAAGGAAAUUUCAUAGCAGGGGUUAUAAGGGAUACAUGUUUAGACAAUGAACUGCCUACAGCCCUUAUAAACUCUGUAUCAAAUCGUACCAUCUACAAUGUCUGUAUUCCCUCACCACCAUUUACCGAAGAAUGUACUUCUGUAGAAAUUACAGUGAGAGGUUGGAGAUGUCCUGGCAAUUCUCUCCCGGUUUCUCCCUCCGCUGGGAGAAUGCGAUGUUGUACCAAAGAAGGUUUGGAGAUUAAGAAGUGCAUUGUGGACCCAAACAUCAUUACCUUUGACAAGGACUUCGUAUUAGUUCCUCCCAAAGGGUUUCAUCUUAAGGGCCGCAUUGGUGUGGGGUAAGAUAAUAUAUUAAAA
Saccostrea cuccullata (small rock oyster) is the source of this 439-nucleotide messenger RNA. RefSeq lists its product as uncharacterized. The record is from RefSeq and is a predicted model, not a curated record. The coding region runs from base 8 to 424 and encodes 138 amino acids. Lineage: Eukaryota; Metazoa; Mollusca; Bivalvia; Ostreida; Ostreidae. The transcript has 3 exons.